Messenger RNA from Oryza sativa Japonica Group (Japanese rice), 924 nucleotides. RefSeq lists its product as uncharacterized. The record is from RefSeq and is a predicted model, not a curated record. Gene Ontology annotation, molecular function: RNA binding. Gene Ontology annotation, cellular component: cytosol. NCBI's taxonomy places the organism in Eukaryota, Viridiplantae, Streptophyta, Magnoliopsida, Poales, Poaceae.
GAGGCGAAGCAGAAACCCCCGCCGCGGGAGGAGGAGAGCAGUCGCCGCAGUAGGGCUUACGUCGCCGCCGACGAGCUCCAUGGCGAGGGGAAAGUUCAAGGGCAAGCCCACCGGGGAGCGGAGCUUCUCCAGCGAGGAGCAGAUCGCUGCCGGUACUUCAGCAGGUCGUCCAAAGAACUUUAAGAAGAAGCAAUCUGAAAAGGAGGUAUAUGAUAGAAGGCAAGAAUCAGAUGAGGAAUAUGAUAGAAGCCAAGAAUCAGAUGAGGAAGAAUCUGACAACUUCCAGAAGAACAAACAUAAAGGCACUGAAGGUCUUAUCGAGAUUGAGAAUCCAAACCUGGUGAAACCAAAGAAUAUAAAAGCCAAGGACAUUGAUAUUGGUAGGACAUCUGAUCUCUCCAGGCGUGAAAGAGAGGAGCUUGAAAAACAGAAAUCUCAUGAGCGUCACAUGAAGCUCCAGGAGCAAGGGAAAACUGAACAGGCUAGGAAAGAUUUAGAGCGUCUUACUUUGAUACGCCAACAGAGGGCGGAAGCUGCAAAGAAGCGUGAAGAGGAAAAGGCUGCCAAGGACGAGAGGAAGGCUGAGGCGCGCAAGUGACCUGCCAAGCUAUUGGAACAAGAAAGAAUUUUGACCCGAGCUGUGAUAGCUCAACGUUACCUUCCUAUGCUUCUGAAUUCUGAUAUCACUUGAACUCCCCUAUAUUUAUUUACCGUAGGAAUAGUAUGCAGUAGUUAUGUAAAGUGGUUGUGGUCGACCGCCACGGGUAGAUGCGACUUUUGAGCUUGGAGAGGUAGUAGGAACUUGGUGGUAGCAACUUUGGUGAACAAUUGUCUACUAUUUGUCCUCAUGCCGCGGUAUUUUCGUUAUGGUAUUUUAGACUGUUAAUGAUCAAUCUUUCGAUAAAAUGAAUACUAUUAUCACUC